CCCCUCUACGUAACGCGGGCGUAUAAAGAGUCGUUUCGCGUUGACAGCAGUGUCUGUUCAUUCUAGACCUAUCUGCAACUUUGAUCAACCCAAAAGCACAAAACAUGGCGAGCACACAAAAUCUCCAGGCGUCGAAGCUGUUCUCAGUUGAGGACUAUGUUUGCGUGGUCACUGGUGGUGGUUCUGGUAUCGGGCUGAUGGCUGCACAAGCAUUGGCAGCAAAUGGCGCAAAAGUAUACAUCACAGGUCGCCGCCAGGAGGCUCUCGAGAAUGCUGUCAAAUCGCACAACCCCAAGGACCGAGGCCAGAUCAUUGCUCUUAGCCCAUGCGAUGUGACUAAGAAGUCCGACCUCGAGAAGAUGUACGAGGAGUUGUCAAAGAAGGAGAAGUACAUCAAUCUUCUCGUCGCUGCAGCUGGUAUCAGCAGCGAGAAAGCCGAGCCUGAUGCAGAGAAAGCCACGGAGAUGAAGCAGAAGCUCUGGGACAACGAGACUUUCGAGGACUGGGCCCAGACGUACAACACCGACGUCAGCUCUGUGUACUUCACCACUGUCGUCCUGCUUCCCCUUCUCCAGGCGGGCACCGAGACCCACGGUCACCUCUCAGCCUCAGUCAUCGUCAUCAGCUCCAUGUCUGGAAUCAUGCGCCACGCGCAGGGGCACUUCAGCUACAACGCCGCAAAGGGCGGUACCGUCCAUUUGACCAAGCUCAUGUCGGCCGAGUUCCAGAAACUAAGAAUCAGGGUCAACUCAAUCGCGCCGGGAUACUUUCCGUCGGAGAUGACUGCAAAAGAGAGUGACGAGAACCAGAAGAGCCAUUUGCCUGACGAGAAGAUCCAGGAGAAGGGCCAUGUUCCUCACGGACGAGCUGGCCAUGACGAGGAGAUGGCACAGGCUGUGCUCUUCCUCACGAAGAACUCUUAUGUCAACGGCGAGAUUAUCGCUGUUGAUGGCGGCGUGCUCAAUGUCGUCGCCGGACGAUGAGCUAGUGAAUAAUGAACGAUGGGAAUGCAUAGCAUAGGGACGGCGCAUGGCGAAGAAAGAUAGAUAGAAUUGACUGUCGAGCAUAAUGAAGGAAAUGAUACCCAAGCAAA
This is a messenger RNA of Boeremia exigua, 1093 nucleotides long. RefSeq lists its product as uncharacterized. The record is from RefSeq and is a predicted model, not a curated record. Lineage: Eukaryota; Fungi; Ascomycota; Dothideomycetes; Pleosporales; Didymellaceae. The coding region runs from base 105 to 983 and encodes 292 amino acids. The transcript has 2 exons.